CAUACAAACAAUAAACAAAAUCAUCUCACGUUCUAUCACAGUCGAAUUUCAUCAAAGUGCGAGAGUCGAAUUUCAAUCAGCGCUGCUUCUGCUAUUGCUGAAGUGCAAUUCCUCCGAUCUUGAAUGGCUUCUUCUUCUUCUUCUUCCCAUGGACGCUGCCUUCUCCACAAUCACAGUCAUCACCACCACUGCCCACACUGCCCCCUCCGCCGUCACUGUCUUCAUUGCCCCCUCCACAUCAACAACCCUCUUCAACCACUAAAUCAAACUCAAAACCUCCCUCCUCUUCUCAAUCAACCUAUUAUUACUUCUCCUCUUCUCAAUCAACCUAUUAUUACUUCUCCUCCUCAUGCUCAAAUUUCACAAGAGCUGGAGCAUAUUGAGCUAGAUGGUGACGAAGAGGAUGAUGAACCAGUUUUUGUUUUAACUGAUGAAUGGAGAGAGUUCUUUGCGAAAUCUGAAGCUAAGAGGAAACUAGAGAAGAAGCAGGCCAAGAAGGGAAAAAAAUAAAAACAGGAAUUUUUGUUAACAAUUUCUUUAUGGCUGAUCAAGAAGAGGUUGUUCAAGGGUCAUUGAUGACGAAAGAAUGUUAUGUCUUCCAAGCCAGAAAUGGUUUGCCAUGUAUGACAGUAAGAACUCUUAUAUGUACUUUUCAAAAGGAUAAUGAAUUACUUAUUAAUAUAUGUAAUUAUGUAAUUCAUUUUUUGUUUAUAAAAUAGAACUGUUAUUUUACACAUUUUAUAAACUAAAGACUAACCCAUAUUAUGACUUUUUAAUGUUCUUA
Messenger RNA from Trifolium pratense (red clover), 784 nucleotides. RefSeq lists its product as uncharacterized. The transcript is spliced from 3 exons. Lineage: Eukaryota; Viridiplantae; Streptophyta; Magnoliopsida; Fabales; Fabaceae. Bases 124 to 510 code for a protein of 128 amino acids. The record is from RefSeq and is a predicted model, not a curated record.